Molecule: messenger RNA, 2488 nt
Organism: Zychaea mexicana
Lineage: Eukaryota; Fungi; Mucoromycota; Mucoromycetes; Mucorales; Lichtheimiaceae
Exons: 3
Coding region: 89-2029 (646 amino acids)
Molecular function (GO): RNA binding
Source: RefSeq, a predicted model, not a curated record
AUGUAAGCGAAAAAAUUGGAAUAGGCUGGGCACAUUCUCCCGUGUGUGUUUUCUCUUCUUCCAGCUUUUCUCCCCAACGUUCCCAAAAAUGUCUUCUGAAAGCGUGAAUUCGGCCAUUAGAGAAUUCUUAUCUUCUCUAAUCACUCCUAGCAUUCGCAACGCUGUUGCUUCUCCAGAAGCUGCUCCAGAGGCAGAACAACAACCGGUGUAUGGCUCAGAACUAACACCACUCUCACAGCCCCAACCACAAGCCCAGGUACAACAGUUGGAGCUACAACAACAACAACAACAACAACGAAGACAAGAUCAAGUGCAUGCCAUCUCUAAUGGCUUAAAGCGGUCCCGUAGUCCGGAUGGCACCGAUACUAUACGCAAAAAGAAAGCGAAAGAUUGUGGUGGCACUGCGGUCCGCAACAGUAGCAGCAACCGCCUUGGUCAAAGAGUCGGCAGCAAUCUUAGUCGGAGAGAUCGCCGGCAACGAAUCAAUGACUUGGACCUUGACCCAAGUACGCGACUUAUUGUGCGCCAUAUCAAUAACCGCUUGCGAGGAUACGAAUUACGUCAUCUUUUCGAAAAAUACGGCAAAGUGCUUGAUGUGACAAUGAAAAACGACGGCCAAUAUGGUUUUGUCCAGUUCGGUGAUCCAGAUAUUUGUGCUGAUGCCGUUCGUGGAGAAAACGGAACAUAUCAUAAUGGAUGUCUAAUGCAACUGGAAGUGUGUCGAGGCAAACCUCACGCAUUGGAUCGUCAAAGGGUCCGGAGCCGAAUGGACUCGUAUGUCCCCGAGAGUCGUCAACGAGGGGCUCGCAAGGAGGACCUAUACCGUCCCCGACGUGAUAACGUCGAUGACAACGACAACGACAAAGACCAUCUGUCACGCCGCCGUGUCAGUAAAGGCGACGAUUCUCGCAUGGGAACAUCGUCAUCUUUACCGAAACCCCAGUCCGGCGUCCACAUCAACAACGCGUCCCGAAGAAAAGAUUUUCCUCUGCCCCGCCGUUACGGUAGCAAUGUUCCUGUCGUACAAAUCAUUGCCAUGAGUGAUGCAGACCGUCCCUUUGUCAACUAUGUUGAAAAUGCCUUCCAGAACCGUAGUACGACCAUUCAUACCUUGUUCUUGCAGCAAGACAGUGUCUCCAGAGACGCCAUUGUCAAGCAAAUGAUCUACGAAGGUGUGAAGGCAAUAAUUAUCAUUGAGAGAGGAUGUGAAGUUCUUCGCACGAUCUAUCUUCAAGUAUUCGACCGUAGUGCUGAAACGGAUACGGAUGCCGUACGAUUCGAUGAAUACGAUAACAUCCACGUUGAUGACGCAAUUGCUAUUGUUCAACAUAUCCAACAGCCUCCAAUUCUGCUGCCUACCAGCUUCGGCGAUGGAACCACAAUGACGCCCCCUGCCUUCCGCUACCCUCCCCAACCCACUACCUCCACCCCGUCCCUUUUCCCUGCAUUUGUGCCACCUACUUCUUCCAUGUUCUCUUCUGCUCCUGCCAAUGCUGCUACCGCCCCUCCUGUUUUAGGCAAUGCCGAUCCACUCAAUUCUCUCGUCAGCCUACUUCAGUCCAACCUGGUGCCAUCGUCAUCCUCACCACAACCGCCAUCACAUGAAGCUGCUUCUGGCUCUAACCCCAAUAGUGCUUUACUUCAAGCGCUUGCCUCACUGAUUAGCAAUAACACAGUGGCUCAACAACAGCAACAACAUCAGCAGCAGCAAGCCAUGUUGCUACAACAGCUGCUUACACAGCUCACUGCUUCUUCUCAACAACCGCAGCAACAUCAGCAGCAAGGCGGCAGCAGCAGGACCAAUCCGCUUAUGGCUCAUACCCAAUCCCACCUCCCUUCUUCCACCGCCAAAACUGGCCAAACCCCUCUCAUCCCCAGUGUCACUGAGCUUGUAGGUAAAAUUAAGACUCUCUCCCAACAAUUACAGAGCGGAAACGGCGAUAUCAUGCAGCAACAAGACCAGCAACAACCAUCUUCUUCCCAGACCAAAUAUUCGGGCCAUGGCUUAUCCACAAAUCGCAAACGUUAGGUUGGAGCUCACUCUCCUGUGGAGAUGCUGUAUCUUCUCUGCCAUCCGCCGACCUGUCAUCUGUUUCUAUUUUCUCUUUCUCCUCUCUUCUACUUUUAAACAAACCGCAUUCUUCAACUCUUGUGUGCUCCCCGAUUUAUGUUCCUUCCACUUAUUGUUACCUUCAGUAUAGUACGACGCAUUUCUUAUAUACGACUCCCCUCUUCCUUUCCCCCUAAUGCUAAUCGUUAAGCAUAUUAAAAAGCCCUUAUGAUAUACUUUGCUACAUUUAGCGCACGACGAUAUUAAUGUUUUCUAGGUACAUUUGCAAUACAGGGGAUGGCAACGAUAUACAUCAAUCGAUAAAUUAAAGUAGACAGAGUUUUCAUGCUUUUGCUGUAGAAUCGUUAUGUAUAUCAUCUACUAUUAAUACGCUACUGAUGUUCGUUCCUUAUAAUCGCAGUUGCUCUUUCACUUGAC